This is a messenger RNA of Poeciliopsis prolifica (blackstripe livebearer), 2655 nucleotides long. RefSeq names its product arylsulfatase A (gene arsa). The record is from RefSeq and is a predicted model, not a curated record. The transcript has 9 exons. Gene Ontology annotation, molecular function: arylsulfatase activity. The coding region runs from base 616 to 2118 and encodes 500 amino acids. NCBI's taxonomy places the organism in Eukaryota, Metazoa, Chordata, Actinopteri, Cyprinodontiformes, Poeciliidae.
ACAAUUAAUUUAAAUCCUAUCUCUCUUUUGUUCUCACAUUCUGCCACCCUGUGAAAAUGCACGGGUGUACCCUUUUCAGUCCUCACCAUCUCAUCUCCUCACUGAUGUUUGCCCCUGAAAAUACACAAAGUAAACAGGCCUUGUCUUCUUUUUAUAUUCCAAAAUCAUCUGUGACGUCCAAUUCUCCACAUGCCGAUGAGUUCUGCACCAAACUGUCAAUGGUCCGUUUCUCUUGUGUUUGUGGAAUUGGCCAUAUGUCAGCCUGAAUCAGUGAAAAACUGUGGACUAAAGCAUCACCAACAGGCUUAACUUUAUUCAAGAGGAAAGCAAAAUGUUGGAUGAGCAGGGUGAACAAAAGAGUUAAUUCUAGGCAGAUGGUGGAGAUUUUGCAUACAGAAGGAACCUAUUAGUUGCUCGGGUUGGGGUUUAUGACAAUGUGCUCAUUACAGAAAGUUGAAUUAUUAUCAUCCAUCCAUUGUCUGCACCCAUUUAUUCUUGCAGGUCUGCAGAAGGGCUGGUGCCUAUUUUUACUGAACAUUGGACCUGUACACCCUGGACAGGUCCACAGUCCAUAUUGCAGGACAUCAUAGACACAGAGUCAGAGGACGGCUCAGAAUGGCUCACCUGCUCUUCGCCUGCCUUGUUCUCUGGGUUUUGUCCAUUUGCUCUGCCGCUCCGCCGAAUUUCGUGCUCCUCUUCGCGGAUGAUCUGGGAUUUGGGGACUUGGGCUGCUAUGGACACCCGAGUUCACUGACCCCGAACCUGGACCGCCUCGCAGCAGGAGGACUUAGAUUUACGGAUUUUUACUGCACCAGUCCGGUCUGCAGCCCCUCUCGGGCAUCGUUGCUGACAGGUCGCUACCAGACCCGCUCAGGCAUCUUUCCAGGUGUAUUUUACCCAGGCUCCAUUGGGGGUCUCCCCCUGAAUGAGACCACCAUUGCAGAGGUGUUGAAACCUUUGGGUUAUUCCACAGCUGCUGUGGGGAAGUGGCACUUAGGCUAUGGAGCCAAUGGAACAUUUCUCCCAACGCAACAGGGGUUUGACCAGUACUUGGGAAUCCCAUACUCUCACGACCAGGGGCCAUGCCACAACUUGACCUGUUUCCCUCCAGAUGUAAAGUGUUUUGGAUUUUGUGAUGUUGGAGUAGUGACCGUCCCUUUGGUCCACAACGAUAAGAUCAAGCAGCAACCAGUCAACUUCCUUGAUCUGGAAAAGGCGUACAGCGACUUUGCAAACAACUUUAUAAUCACAUCUGUCAAGAAAAAUCAACCUUUCUUUCUCUACUACCCAUCACAUCACACUCACUACCCUCAGUAUGCUGGUAGCAGAGCAGCAGGUCACUCUCUGAGAGGUCCAUUUGGUGAUGCCCUCUAUGAGUUUGACAGCACAAUAGGAAGCCUAAUAACAACCCUGGAAAAGAUGGGCGUGAUCAACAACACACUUGUGUUCUUCACUGCUGACAAUGGGCCUGAACUGAUGCGUAUGUCGCGUGGUGGAAAUUCAGGCCCACUGAGAUGUGGCAAAGGUACAACAUAUGAUGGAGGCAUGAGGGAGCCAGCCAUUGCAUUCUGGCCAGGAGUCAUCAAACCGGGGGUGACCCAUGAGAUGGCCAGCACUCUGGAUAUCCUCCCAACCAUUGCAAGUCUGGCUGGAGCCAAGCUUCCCCCAGUAAUACUGGAUGGGUUUGAUAUGACAGAUCUCCUCUUUCACGAAGGAAAGAGUAAAAGGGAGGCGAUGAUGUUCUACCCCACAGAUCCUAAUGAAAAAUACGGCCUGUUUGCUGUAAGAUUGGGAAAGUACAAGGCCCACUUUUACACAAGAGGCGCCACCCACAGUGCUACCAUCCCUGACCAAGAUUGUUCCGAGUUUGCGGUCCUCAAGGCCCAUGAUCCACCUCUCAUUUUCGACCUGGAGGCCGACCCCUCGGAGCACUACCCUCUUCCUCUGGACGAGCGACCCGACAUCCAAGCCGUGCUAGUGCAGAUAAAGAAAGUCAAGGCGCAGUUUGAGGCGACUAUGGUCUUUGGAGAAAGCCAGAUAUCAAAGGGACAGAACCCGGCUCUUGAGCCCUGCUGCAGUCCGGAGUGUAGCCCCAAGCCCACCUGCUGCCACUGCUGAGUGGUGGAGAGGGCGUUGGGGGUGUUUGUGAAGACAAGGUGGGAAUUCAGCCUUAAAUCUAAAGAUCAGGGAACAUUAAGGUCAUGUGGAGUUUUGCACUAAUCAUUUUCUUUUAGCUUCUGGAGAACAUAUCUCCUCUUGUUAUUGAAAAAGAAUGCUAUAAUAUUUUCCUCAAUGAGGAAAUUUUCUUCUGAUUAACAUUGACAUCUUUUAGUACUGUAUGUUCUCCAACUUGAAUACAAAUGUUUUAAUAUUUGUACAAAAAUGUUCUCCUUAAUUUUCUUACAUGAUCAAAUUUAUGUGAAGCUCAAUAAAGACGACAAAAAACUUUCAGACAUCAAGCAUAUAUUUUAUUCAUAAGACCAAACCCAUGACAAGGCAGAGUGAUUUUUUUGUUGUUGUCGUUUUGCAAUUUUUUUAGUUUUCCUUGAAUUUUUAAAGAUACAAGAUAGGUUAUGUUGGCUUUUUCACAUACUGUUUUGCUCUAGGUAUACAGUGAUGAAUCUUGUUGAAGUAAUAAAGUCAAAAGUUUGGUUU